Messenger RNA from Oncorhynchus gorbuscha (pink salmon), 3675 nucleotides. It is a transcript of the gene porb, whose product is annotated as P450 (cytochrome) oxidoreductase b. The record is from RefSeq and is a predicted model, not a curated record. Gene Ontology annotation, molecular function: NADPH-hemoprotein reductase activity; FMN binding; flavin adenine dinucleotide binding. Lineage: Eukaryota; Metazoa; Chordata; Actinopteri; Salmoniformes; Salmonidae. The transcript is spliced from 16 exons. Gene Ontology annotation, biological process: response to hormone. The coding region runs from base 123 to 2153 and encodes 676 amino acids. Gene Ontology annotation, cellular component: cytosol.
ACACCCCUUGAGAAAACUGUUUUGGUUUCGUCCUACUGAGUGACGGCACGGUAAAGUUUCCCCAUUGUGUUGUACACUGUGGUUUUGCAUGACGGUGAAGACGAGAAGCCCUGUGUGUGACAAUGGAGGACGUGGAAGCAGAGAGCAGCACCCAGCCGGAGGCCAUGGAGGAGGAGAAUCCUCUCUUCAGUAACCUGGACCUCUUCCUCUUCACCCUCAUCGCCGGCCUAAUCAUCUACUGGUUCAUGUCCCGCAAGAAGGCCGAGCCCAUCCCUGAUUUCAAGAAGCUCGACCAACCAGCACCUUCUACUCAAGAGACUAGUUUUAUUGAAAAGAUGAAGAAAACAGGUAGGAACAUCGUGGUAUUCUACGGCUCUCAGACAGGCACGGGCGAGGAGUUUGCCAACCGGCUGUCCAAAGACGCUCAGCGCUACGGCAUGAAGGGUAUGGCCGCCGACCCCGAGGAAUACGUCAUGUCUGAGCUGUCCCGUCUGGCUGAGAUUGGCAACUCCCUGGCCAUCUUCUGUAUGGCCACUUAUGGUGAGGGAGACCCCACAGACAACGCCCAGGACUUCUAUGACUGGCUGCAGGAGACCGACGGGCGAUUGGAUGGAGUCAACUAUACUGUGUUUGCAUUGGGCAACAAGACAUAUGAACACUACAAUGCCAUGGGGGCGUACGUAGACAAGAGACUGGAGGAACUGGGAGCCAAGAGGGUCUUCGACCUGGGCAUGGGAGACGACGACGGCAACCUGGAGGAGGACUUUGUGACAUGGAGGGAGCAGUUCUGGCCAGCCAUGUGUGAGCACUUUGGAGUGGAGGCUUCAGGAGAGGACUCCAGCGUUCGUCAGUAUGAGCUCAAGGAGCAUAAUGACAUCAACAUGAACAAGGUGUACACGGGAGAGUUGGGCCGUCUGAAGAGCUUUGAGACUCAGAAACCUCCUUUUGAUGCAAAAAACCCCUUCCUGGCUCCAGUCACUGUUAACCGCAAGCUCAACAAAGCAGGUGACAGGCAUCUCAUGCACCUUGAAGUGGACAUUACAGGCUCCAAGAUUAGAUAUGAGUCGGGAGACCACGUUGCUGUCUACCCUACCAAUGACACAGUGAUUGUGAACAGGCUGGGACAGAUCCUUGGCGUGGACCUUGAUUCCGUUAUCUCUCUCAACAACCUUGAUGAGGAGUCCAAUAAGAAGCACCCAUUCCCUUGCCCCACCACCUACCGUACGGCUCUGACCCACUACCUGGACAUCAUCCAUCCGCCUCGCACCAACGUCCUGUAUGAGCUGGCCCAGUACGCCACUGACCCCAAGGACCAGGAGAACAUGCGCAAGAUGGCCUCGUCUGCUCCCGAGGGCAAGGCUCUGUACCAGAGUUUUGUGCUGGAAGACAACAGGAACAUCCUGGCCAUCCUGGAGGAUCUGCCUUCCUUGCGGCCUCCCAUCGACCACCUGUGUGAGCUCAUGCCCCGUUUGCAGGCUCGCUACUACUCCAUUGCCUCCUCCUCCAAGGUCCACCCCAAUAGCAUCCACAUCUGUGCUGUGCUGGUGGAAUACACAACUAAAACCGGGCGCCUCACAAAGGGAGUGGCCACCACCUGGCUGAAGAACAAACUGGUUGCGGACAACGGCCACAAGUCCACGGUCCCCAUGUACAUCCGCAAGUCCCAGUUCCGCCUGCCCUUCAAGGCCAGCAACCCAGUCAUCAUGGUCGGUCCUGGGACUGGCAUCGCUCCCUUCAUGGGCUUCAUCCAGGAGCGUGGGUGGCUCAAAGAGCAAGGCAAGGAGGUGGGGGAGACUGUCUUGUACUGUGGCUGCAGGCACAAGGAGGAGGACUAUCUGUACCAGGAGGAGUUGGAGGAGGCUGAGAAGGCGGGUGUCAUCACGAAGCUCAACGUGGCUUUCUCUCGGGACCAGGAGCAAAAGGUGUACGUGCAGCAUCUCCUGAGGACCAACAAGGAGGACUUGUGGAGGCAGAUCCACACAGACAAUGCACACAUAUACAUCUGCGGGGAUGCGCGGAACAUGGCCAGGGAUGUGCAGACAGCUUUCUAUGAGAUAGCAGAGGAGCUGGGCGGCAUGACACGCACUCAGGCCACCGACUACAUCAAGAAACUGAUGACCAAGGGACGGUACUCGCAGGACGUCUGGAGCUAAAACACCUAGGAUCCAACCACAUCUUAUGUUUGUUUGUUUUUAGACUUGCAUUGUUGUUUGUGUCAGUUUGUAUCAGCAAUGGUUAUAAUGGGUCACCAACCCUAGUACUGGAGAGCUACCGGUUGUGCCGGCUUUUGUUCCCGCCAAGCACUAAAACAUCGGAUUCUAUUAAUUGCCUUAUCAUGACCUUGAUUAGUUGAGAUGGGUGUGUUUGUGUCAGGCUAGAAUAAAAGCCUACACAUUGGGACCAGGAUUUUUGACCACUGGGGAAGGAUAUCGCUGGUUGUUUUUAUUCCAUGGAGCAACACCAGCACUCAAACAUGCACCACAAUAACAGUCGGUCAUCCUCAUUCAGAUGAUUCAUUGAUAUUAUUCUAUGUCAGUCGGCCAUCAGUUUGGUAGCGUCAAAUGUAGUAUCACAUUUGUUGAUGUUUAUCUUUUGCAGGAGAAAGAACGUUUGAUAAUGAUAUACUGUAGCUGUACAUAAUUGUACAAAGUGAGGAGGUGGGUUUAAAUACAAAACUCAUACAGUGCAAGUCUCUUCUUUAGGAAGUUGACCUAAUCUGGGUACUCAAGUGUAUUCCGAAUACAUGAUAAAUAUUUUAGAUUUGAGAAAUAAACUUUUUGUCUACGAAAUCAGUAACUGAAAAGCUUAGUGUUUGUUUCUAGUACCUUUUGCAUUUGGAUAAGCGAUAUAGCCUUUUAUGCAAUGAUGUUACUGUACAUUUCUAAUCAAUCACAGUAACCCUUAGCAAGGCAUGAUAAAAGUAUCAUUUUGCAAUUCAGUAGUCAAGCCCUCUAUUGAGGAGAAAUGAUUAGCUUUUAUUUUCCACAAGACUGCCUUUUAAAUAUAUCAAAGAAAAUUAUUAUUAGGUUCCCUGAGGUGUUUGUAUACAUGAUGCAAGUAAGCAUCAAAGGGGAAUGGGUAAAUAAUAUGCAUAUUUCAACUUAAAUUCUCUGCAUUAUCCAGUUUACAAUGAAACAAAAACUGAACACGUACACCACUUAGUAGCAAGCAUUCAAAUGUACAUGUUUCUUUAUCAUGCAAACCUCGCACUGUACCCUGAGAAUGUAGAGUUCUACAGCUUGUUGGCUUUGAGUGUCAACUUUAUUUUAUUUUCUAUGUACUAUUGCACACUAAUCAGUGUAAGUACUGGAUGAUAUCACACUUAUCUAUGAAAUUUGGCAUAUCCUUUCUUCACUUCACUGAAAACGAGGUGCAAGGUUGUCAACUUGUGGAAAUAGUAAACCCGUUUUGGCCCGUAAGCCAAGCAAAGCAUUUCAAUUUGUAAAUUCAGUGUGUGCCUUAUUGAAAGUGGUGCCUGACUUAAAUGUAGAAGGUUUUUUUGGAUGCAUUACUAAAGGCAAUUUUUCUAAAAUAUUGGAGAAAAACCAUAUUAUGAAGACAUUCAUGUUACUUUUUUGUCCACAUUCCAUUUUAUAAUACAAUAAGUGUCAACUGAAUGAAUGGAUCUAAGCAUAUCCUUUUAAAAUUAAUAAAAAACAUAUUAAAUAUUGUUAA